CGGACCCAACUCAUUCGCUCCCAAACUCUCUCUCUCUCUCUCCCUCUCUCUCUCUCUCUCUCUCUCAGUCCCCUCUCUCUGCGUGCCGGCCGAUCAGCUCCGAAGCCCUGACUUGCCGGAGAUUUCGGUCAUUGGUUCUCAUUCUUGUAGAAGAAGAAGAAGAUAAAGAGGAACUUGCAAAUCCUUUCCUUGAAGAACUUGCGUUCUUCAAAUUGCUUAAAUAUGUGAAAAUUUUCAAACACACUGAAAAAAAUCCCAACUAAAAAAGCCUUUCAUUUCAGAGCUAAAUCAAUCGGAUCAAAACUUUAAAUUUCCACACAUUUUCACGAAUUCCAGCGAAUAAAAAAACUCAAAAUCGUUCUUCAAUGGCGGACUCCGACAACGAAUCUGGCGGCGGAGGGACCGGAAACUUGUCUGCGAACGAGAUGUCCCCGCGCGAGCAGGACCGGUUCUUGCCGAUCGCGAACGUGAGCCGGAUCAUGAAGAAGGCUCUGCCGGCGAACGCGAAGAUCUCCAAGGACGCCAAGGAGACCGUGCAGGAGUGCGUGUCGGAGUUCAUCAGCUUCGUCACCGGCGAGGCCUCCGACAAGUGCCAGAGGGAGAAGCGCAAGACCAUCAACGGCGAUGAUCUGCUCUGGGCCAUGACCACCUUAGGCUUCGAGGACUACGUGGAACCUCUCAAGGUGUACCUCCAGAGGUUUCGGGAGUCCGAGGGAGAGAAGACCAUGGUGGCGCGCGACAAGGACGGUCCCGGGGGCUCGUCGACGACGGGUUUGGGAAAUGGUGGUGGUGGGGUUUAUGGGAAUAGUAUGGUGCUUCAGGGAGGACACGUGUACGGAUCUGGUGGGUUUCAUCCGAUGGCUGUGAGUGGUCCUAGUGGUGUGGGGUUUGGUGGGUUGGGGAAGAGUGGGCCUGGGUAUGCUGGGCCCAGUUCCAACACGGGCAGGCCCAGAUAGUUGUCAAAUAUUAAUCAUAAAUUAAUGUGGGACCUCUAGACAGCAUCGUUAUUCAUGUUUUAAUUUAUAUUUUGUGGUGCCUGUUCAUAUUUUUGUGUUAAAUUCAAAUAUCAAAGAAUAUCACAAA
This is a messenger RNA of Alnus glutinosa, 1083 nucleotides long. RefSeq names its product nuclear transcription factor Y subunit B-3-like. Gene Ontology annotation, molecular function: DNA-binding transcription activator activity, RNA polymerase II-specific; RNA polymerase II cis-regulatory region sequence-specific DNA binding; protein heterodimerization activity. Lineage: Eukaryota; Viridiplantae; Streptophyta; Magnoliopsida; Fagales; Betulaceae. Bases 366 to 956 code for a protein of 196 amino acids. The transcript has a single exon. Gene Ontology annotation, biological process: regulation of transcription by RNA polymerase II. The record is from RefSeq and is a predicted model, not a curated record. Gene Ontology annotation, cellular component: CCAAT-binding factor complex; nucleus.